Arvicola amphibius (Eurasian water vole) is the source of this 681-nucleotide messenger RNA. Its product is annotated as SIN3-HDAC complex-associated factor-like. The record is from RefSeq and is a predicted model, not a curated record. Bases 16 to 681 code for a protein of 221 amino acids. The transcript has 2 exons. Gene Ontology annotation, biological process: negative regulation of cell migration. Lineage: Eukaryota; Metazoa; Chordata; Mammalia; Rodentia; Cricetidae.
UGCCCUGGAGAGAAGAUGUUUGGUUUUUACAAGCCAAAGAUGUACCGAAGUAUAGAGGGCUGCUGUAUCUGCAGAGCCAAAUCCUCCAUUUCCCAGUUCACGGACAGUAAAAGCUACGAAAAGGACUUCCAGAGCUGUUUUGGGUUGUACGAGACUCACUCAGGAGACAUCUGCAAUGCCUGUGUGCUGCUUGUGAAAAGAUGGAAGAAGUUGCCAGGGGGAAAAAAAAAAAAUUGGAAUCACGUGGUAGAUGCAAGGGCAGGACCCAGUCUGAAGACAACGUUGAAACCAAAGAAGGUGAAAACUCUGUCUGGAAACAGGAUGAAAAGCAACCAGAUCAGUAAACUGCAGAAGGAGUUUAAAUACCACAAUUCGGAUGCUCACAGCACCACCUCAAGUGCCUCCCCUGCCCAGUCUCGCUGCUACAGUAACCAGUCGGACGAUGGCUCAGAUACGGAGAUGGCGUCCAGCUCUAACAGGACCCCAGUGUUUUCCUUCUUAGAUCUUACCUACUGGAAAAGACAGAAGAUUUGUUGUGGGAUCAUCUACAAGGGCCGCUUUGGGGAGGUCCUCAUAGACACGCAUCUCUUCAAGCCUUGCUGCAGCAGUAAGAAGGCAGCUGCUGAGAAGCCCAAGGAGCAGGGGCCGGCGCCUCUGCCCAUCUCUACUCAGGAGUGGUGA